Pundamilia nyererei is the source of this 1131-nucleotide messenger RNA. Its product is annotated as CD2-associated protein-like. Gene Ontology annotation, molecular function: protein binding. Gene Ontology annotation, biological process: cell migration; actin filament organization. The transcript is spliced from 5 exons. Gene Ontology annotation, cellular component: cytoplasm; plasma membrane; vesicle. Lineage: Eukaryota; Metazoa; Chordata; Actinopteri; Cichliformes; Cichlidae. The record is from RefSeq and is a predicted model, not a curated record. The annotation marks the transcript as partial.
GAACUGAAAAAGGACCCUAAAGAGGGCAGUCAAACAGCAGAUGAGCCAAAGGAAGAGCAGCCUCAGAAGAGAGAGAAGGUGGGGAACGUGGCCGGCCUGGUCCAGAGAAUAAGCACUCUUGGCAUCCCGACCGGUGCCUUCCAGCCACCAGUGCCCGCAGCUUCAAAGAAGCCUAAGAAGAGACAGUGCAAGGUGCUAUUUGACUAUCAACCGCAGAACGAAGACGAGCUGGAGCUGAAAGUUGGAAACAUCGUAGAGAUCACUGAAGAGGUAGAAGAGGGCUGGUGGAGCGGCACCUUGAACGGUAAAUCAGGCAUUUUUCCCUCCAACUUUGUCAAAGAGCUGGAGCCCAUGGGAGACAUCGGAGAGUCCAAUGACACCAGCAGAGCAGAUGACACUGAUGGAAAUGGAGCGGAAAGCAUUGGCACACCCACCUCACCAUUGCCCACUCCGGGGAACGGAGGCAUUGCCCAGCCCAAGAAGAUCAAAGGAGUCGGCUUCGGAGAUAUUUUCAAAGAUGCUUCUUACAAAAAACGGCACUCAGUGCAAACCCCUGACAAAGAGGAGAAGAACGAAAAUCUUUCACACUCUGUCUUUAUCACUAGCUCAGCUUCCCCCACUCUCCUCCACUCCUUACAUACCACCACAUUUCACAUGUUCUCCCACAGUCUUCUUCACAGCUUCAGGUAUCUUCAUGUGACCUUCAUCAUCCCUCAAACACUACUGUCUGACUUUGACUUAUUGCACCUUUUAGGGACCCCCCCCCCGACCCCACUCAAAUAAACCCCCAAAACCUUAAAAACUGAUUCAUACCUAUUCCUUUUAGCACCUCAUUGUUGCUGGCUUUCAAACAUUUCUCAGGAUUCUUUAUCCUCAUGCUCUGUUUUUCUUGCCUGUGACUGAAGCACUUGUCAUUCUUCUUUCCUGCUGCGUCCUAUGAUCCGUAACUAUUAAUCUCAUAAUUAGCAACACAGUCCAUCUGAUGUCCUUUAAAAAAAAAAAAGAAAAAAAAAGAAAGAAAGCUGUUUGGAUUAUUCCACUCAUUUCAGUUCAGACACACUGUUCAACAGACAACGCGCCUCCAAACACUGUCCACUCAUGUCUGAUAAAUCAUUCCCAUCUGUAUGGUUU